Necator americanus (New World hookworm) is the source of this 528-nucleotide messenger RNA. RefSeq lists its product as uncharacterized. NCBI's taxonomy places the organism in Eukaryota, Metazoa, Nematoda, Chromadorea, Rhabditida, Ancylostomatidae. The record is from RefSeq and is a predicted model, not a curated record. Bases 1 to 528 code for a protein of 175 amino acids. The transcript has 5 exons.
AUGUCCUCGACCAGAACGAUCAUCUUACCGGCUGUUCUUAUCGUAAUCAUGGCAUUCUUUCAUGAAGUGCAGGCAGCUCCAACGGAUAUUGCACUUCGUGAAGUUGAUUCCACACUUAUCGAUACUUUAACGGGGAAGGAUCGCUCUUUCCGAGUUAAACGACAGGGAGGAGGAGGAGGAGGUUGUGGUUGUGGUUGCGGAUGUGGAUGCGGAUGUUGUAGACCUAGAUGUUGUUGUCAAUGUUGCUGUACAACGUGUCGUACAUGCUGUUGUACUCGUUGCUGCACAUGUUGUCGACCAUGCGGAUGUGGAUGUGGUUGCGGCGGUGGUUGCGGUGGUGGAGGACGAAAGAGAAGAUCUCUUGACAAUCUUCGCAUUCGACUUAACAUGAAACAUUCGGCUGAGGCUAAAAACGAACAACCAGCUGUUUAUGAGCUACCCAGAGAGAAAAGAAACAUCAUGUGCAAUAGACUAUGUGUACCUUCAGUCGGUUUUCCACGACCUCAUGAUCUCUAUGAAGAUUACUAA